UAUUGAAUUGAAAGUUGAAAAAAGAUAUUCAAUAAUUUGUUUUUAACUCGAAUCAUAUUUAAAAACAAAAAACUUGUUACCAUCCUAGCUGAAAAACAAAACGACCAACCAAAAAUUAUGUCCAAAUCUGUAUCAUUGUAUAGUGGAGAAUUAAGAAAUAUCUCAAUUAAAAAGUUUUUGGAAUGUUAUGGGAAACAGGAAUGCCUAUGGAAUUCUAGGCUUAGUUCGUAUAAAGACAAGGGAGCAAGACACGAAGCAUAUGAACAAAUCAUAAAAGAACUUAACAUGAAUGGAAUUACACAUAAUGAUAUUAGGGCAAAGAUUAAGGGCGUACGAACCACUUAUAAAAAGGAAUUGGAAACUUCUCUGUUUAAGAAAUCAAAAGGACUACCACAUGAGCCAAAAUUGUCCUGGUUUAAACAAGCUGAUGCAUUUUUACGAUCAGUGUCAACAUCACGUAAACCAAAAUACCCGGAUAAAGUAGAAGAAAAUGUGAUUGACCAAAAUACUAAAAUUGCAACUCAAGUAUUAAAUCCAUCAAUAGCAAUGAAACGAAGAGAAACUAUGUCCGAAGAUGAAACACAUAACCAAUGUGAAGAUGAAAAAGUUAAUCCAAACAAUAUAAGUUUUGAAGGAGUACAAACAGAAGAGGGUUAUCCGUAUGAAGAUUAUGUUGAAGAACAUACAUUUAUUAAAGAAGAUCAAACUUCACAUGCAGAAAAACACAAUCCAAAUAACAGUUCAGCGUCCAUUCAAACUUACUACAGGGUUGAACCUCCCAGAGACGAUGAUUAUCAGCAAUUUUGCAAUAGUGUUGCAGCACAGCUUAGAAGUAUUCCGGAUGCUUAUUCUAGAUCAGUCGCAAAAUUUAAAAUCCAGCAAAUUCUUUUUGAAGCUGAAACUGGUCAUUACAAGAAAAGUGCCUGUGUUACAAUACCAAUUACACAUUAAAAAACAUGACUAAAUAUUGGUUUAAUUUUAAUAUACAUUUUUAUUUUUUAAUGUAAACAGUUUAAAUUUUAGUUUAUACAAUGUAGAUAAUUAUUGGAAAAGUUAAUAUACUUUUUAGAACAUAUAAACUUUUUUGAAAAA
Molecule: messenger RNA, 1092 nt
Organism: Condylostylus longicornis
Lineage: Eukaryota; Metazoa; Arthropoda; Insecta; Diptera; Dolichopodidae
Exons: 5
Coding region: 118-951 (277 amino acids)
Source: RefSeq, a predicted model, not a curated record